This is a messenger RNA of Salpingoeca rosetta, 1086 nucleotides long. RefSeq lists its product as uncharacterized. Gene Ontology annotation, molecular function: calcium ion binding. Lineage: Eukaryota; Choanoflagellata; Craspedida; Salpingoecidae. The record is from RefSeq and is a predicted model, not a curated record. The coding region runs from base 1 to 1086 and encodes 361 amino acids. The transcript has 11 exons.
AUGGGCUGCCAAGGGAGCAAAGAGCAGCGCACAUCGCGCAAGCAGCAGCGAACUAUGCGAAAGUACAGCCAAAGAGUCGCCAAGACAGUGGUUUCAUCUGCCAUCACAGACGCAGUCGCAGAGCUCGUUCGGACGCAGUCAGUGUCACAGUCCGAAACAAAGCCAGGCGCGGAAGCAGACAACAAGGAUGAAGGCGACGGGAAGAAGUUCCGGCGAACCUUCUCCUUGAAUAAGCGAGCAGCUAGCAAGAGCGGUGCUAAUGACGACGAUGAUGAAGACAACUGGAUCCACCUCACAGAUGAAGACGAUAAGCGCAUUCGCGCCGUCCACAAGGACAACCCUCAAUUCUCGCGCUAUGAGCUGCAGCGCGUGUUUGCAGCUGUGAAGGAGAAUGGGGGAAGUCUCGGCCGGGAGGAGUUUGCGAUGGUGUAUUCGACAUAUGCAAAGCUGCAGGACCACAGCAUGGCCCUCAGUGUCUUUGAUCUCUUUGAUGUCAACCAUGAUGGGGCCGUGUCCUUUGAGGAGCUGGUCCCAUUCCUGGAGAUCAUGGUGCACGGAUCAAGAGAGGACAGGGCAAAAUACUGUUUCCAGCUCUUUGACCGCAACAACAAGGGUGAAAUCUCUCAGGAGGACUUUGCGACAUUUGUGUCGAAACUGCCCGUCGAUCACAUUAUGGAUGACUUCCAGAUGACGCGUCCUGGCUCACGUGUGUUCUCUGAGCAGAAGAGUCUACCAAGUCUGCUGGAAGAGGAUGAUGAGACGGAGGAUGGCGAGCGCGUCGCUGAAGAACACAGAAAGACAGAACGCGCAGCUGAGGAGAAGAAGGAGGCGGAUGCGCGCGUGCGGGCGGAGAUGGUCAAAUCGUUCAGAAAGAGUCGCGGGGACAUCUUUGAGGACGACAACGACAGCACGAGCGCGAAACCAAAGGCGGGUGCAAAGGUGGAUACGCCGAGUGAGAAGCGCGCCAAGGACAUUGCCACAAAGGUGUUUGAAGAACUUGGGCAGGACCGAAACACAAUCACUCUCCAGGAGUUUGUGUCUCGGAUCAACACCAGCCCGACUUUGCAAGCGUUCUUUCCCUUCUGA